This is a messenger RNA of Fusarium coffeatum, 1341 nucleotides long. RefSeq lists its product as uncharacterized. The record is from RefSeq and is a predicted model, not a curated record. The transcript has a single exon. NCBI's taxonomy places the organism in Eukaryota, Fungi, Ascomycota, Sordariomycetes, Hypocreales, Nectriaceae. Bases 1 to 1341 code for a protein of 446 amino acids.
AUGAGGAUCUACCCUGGAGGAAAGAGCACGCGCAUCGACUCUCCGCGCCAUCUCACCCGACGUCACUGCCGACGCGUUAUUUCCACCAAUCAACUUAGAUUCGGACGCGACUUCCCCGAGCCCGCUCUUUUCCUCGCAAAUAGCGAACCUGUCGAAGAGGAGAUUGAUCCACUUCCGCCUGGCGAACAGAAGCUCAAUUCAUUCUGGGCUCCUGGUAUCGAAGCGGGUCCCAAGCACACUAUUUCCGUAACUCAAACUGUCACUGCAAAUGGUAGAAGGCUGGACUUGGAGGCUGAUCAGAGCUUCUAUGUUGAUGCACCGCAAUGCUCUUUGCCUGAUGGCAGCGUGCAUUCUACGUACCCGCCAGCAGGAUAUAGCGAUGAUCAUCGCAUUUUACCCCAUGUCGUCUUGACGGAUCCUCAUCUCCCUUGGGAGCGGCCGGGGAGCCCGAAAGGUGGGACGAACGCGGAGCUUAAGGCUCAGAUGAAGAUGCUCGCUUUGAACGCUACUGAUAAGGGUGCUGCACCGCGCAACCGUGUCCCUUGGCUUGUCAUCUUCUCGUUUUCGCAAGAUGAGCUGAGAUUACCUCCAGAGCACUUGGAUGGUUCGAGCCGCAUCUUUCGCAAUACCAGCAAUGGUGUCAUCAAACCUGUCAAACAGUCAUCGAUCAUGACAGUCAACAUGAGCAUCGCAGACUUAUGGAAGCUCAGCUCUGAUGUUACAACACCCGUCACGUCAAGACUCGGUCCAGCCUCCGUGGCAGACAGUCGUGGAGACUUCAUCUUCGUACAGCCAGACUUGUUCACCAGUCUCUUCUCCACCUUUGACGGAAAUGGCAAUCGGGUCAGAGGCACUGGACCGAAUACUUCGCAGUAUCAGUACCUUGCGCAUGUCCGUAAGAUCAAUGGUUCUGGGAUGGCUCUUGCUGGUUUCGAAGAUACAGCUGUCUUUAGUAUCGUCGUGGGUAAUAGGUCAGGACCUCUUGACAAUACCAUUCCCACUACCAUGUGUGCACACCUUGUCUCAAUUGAGGGUGUUGAGGCGAUGAGCUAUCCGACCUCGGCAUAUAAAUAUGUGGCUCUUUGUUCGCUGUACAGCUGGAACUACACGGUACUCCCACCGAACACACUCAACGUCUCAGAUGCCUUUGAGAGUUUAGGUCGCACUCUAAACGUGUUGCGAGCACCGGAAGAAGUCAUCACGCCUUUGCAAGAUUCAAAGGACAAGAUCCAGCAACUCGUCGGACGUCGCCUCAAUGAUGGAUACACCUUGGUCAAAUACCGAACUCAAACAGGUGAGGCCACUGUGGCGCUGUAUCGUGGUCCAUUCACGCCUACAUAA